AUGCUGGAUUCUGUGUUCUACUUGUUAGUUGGCGUGUCUCAAAUGUUUUUACCUUAUUCUCUCUUUUCCUUUUUCCCCUUUUCAUUCUGCACACAGUCUUUGCAAGCUUUUCAGCGAAAACACACAGUUAGCACACUCCGUGCGCGCGCGCCGUGGUGUGCCGGUAUUCCACCCCGCUGUAUGGGCGACCGGAUCAUGAAGCGUAUGAAUUUUCGAUUACUACAACUUGCAGCAAUAUCCUCCACCACAUGGGGACCGAAGCGUGACGUCCUCCGAGCCUUCUACCUGACGCUAGUUCAAGCCCAGACGCUCUACGGCUUUGAGAUCUGGUAUUGGGAUGCGGCUCCCACAUCACGCAAACUCCUAGAUGCAGGACAAAACAAAGCUUGCCGAACCAUAGCGGGUAUCCCCUAUGGAUGUCGCUCCGCCGACGCACUACGUGAAGCCCGUCUUCUCCCAUUAGAGAUGACGGCCAUGAUUCGGAGCCUCAAAUAUUUAAUGCGAUGCCAAACGCGAGGUGGAUCUCUCAAAGAAAGUGCAGAAUAA
Trypanosoma theileri is the source of this 546-nucleotide messenger RNA. RefSeq names its product Tbingi protein. The record is from RefSeq and is a predicted model, not a curated record. Lineage: Eukaryota; Euglenozoa; Kinetoplastea; Trypanosomatida; Trypanosomatidae. The transcript has a single exon. Bases 1 to 546 code for a protein of 181 amino acids.